Molecule: messenger RNA, 3747 nt
Organism: Cervus elaphus (red deer)
Lineage: Eukaryota; Metazoa; Chordata; Mammalia; Artiodactyla; Cervidae
Gene: TSSK6
Product: testis specific serine kinase 6
Exons: 1
Coding region: 773-1594 (273 amino acids)
Biological process (GO): microtubule cytoskeleton organization; protein phosphorylation; intracellular signal transduction
Cellular component (GO): cytoplasm
Molecular function (GO): ATP binding; tau-protein kinase activity; protein serine/threonine kinase activity
Source: RefSeq, a predicted model, not a curated record
CGCAGGUCUGGGGCCCGACUGGGAAACCUAGGGCGCCGCGCACCUACCCCAGUCGUGCGAGAGCGCCGUUGCGGGGCCUGCGAUCGACUGCGCGCCCCAGCUGCGACCAAAAAGUCCUUAUUUUCUCUUCUCCUGGAGAGAGGCAUGGCUCGGUCGGUGCUGAAGCCUGCAGCCCGUCUGGUCGCCAGAGUUCUUGCACCAAAGGACCUUCCCACUCACCUUCCCUCUGGGGCAAUGUGAGGCCAGUUAGAAACCCCAGGCUCCCGAGAGAGCCAGGUAGCAUCCCAUUUUCCUCCCUUGGGGCCCCCUGCGGGCAGCCCAGGGCUCUGCAUUGUUAGGACUGGAUUACAAGAAGUUCGGGGACGGCUGCUGCUCAGAUUCGGACUCCUGAGGAGCCGCCCCAACCCCAGGCUCGGAUUCCACUCCCGUGACGGUCGAGACGCCUUGCUAGUGUCCUCUCAUCGGGAACUGGAUCAUUCAGAGCGAUUAUGAGUCACAAAGCCGUAGGGCCUUGGGGUGAGCACCACGGGGUGGGGUGGGGGGGUCAGGGCCCCCCACCCCACCCCGAGGCAGGGUGACGCCCGCGGUCACUUCACAAGGCAGAAAUUGUUACCUGGGCAAUAAAAGGCACCGCAGAGGCGGGGGCCGGGGAGUGGGCACAUGGGGGUGCGGGUGUGCAGGUGCCAAGCGCCAUGGGUUAGGCCCGAGAUCGGAGUCCGGCCGCCCCCCGACAGCAGCCGCCUCCUGCUCCCCACGCGCCCCAGGCGCCACCAUGUCGGGCGACAAGCUUCUGAGCGAACUCGGCUAUAAGCUGGGCCGCACGAUAGGAGAGGGCAGUUACUCCAAGGUAAAGGUGGCUACGUCCAAGAAAUACAAGGGCACAGUGGCCAUCAAGGUGGUGGACCGGCGGCGCGCACCGCCCGACUUUGUUAACAAGUUCCUGCCACGCGAGCUGUCCAUCCUAAGGGGCGUGCGGCACCCACACAUCGUGCACGUCUUCGAAUUCAUCGAGGUGUGCAACGGGAAGUUGUACAUCGUGAUGGAGGCGGCCGCCACCGACCUACUGCAGGCAGUGCAGCGAAACGGGCGCAUCCCCGGGGGGCAGGCUCGCGACCUCUUCGCGCAGAUCGCCGGUGCCGUGCGCUACCUACACGACCACCACCUGGUGCACCGCGACCUCAAGUGCGAAAACGUGCUGCUGAGCCCUGAUGAGCGCCGCGUCAAGCUCACCGACUUCGGUUUCGGCCGUCAGGCUCACGGAUACCCCGAUCUGAGCACCACCUACUGCGGCUCUGCCGCCUACGCGUCGCCCGAGGUACUGCUGGGCAUCCCCUACGACCCCAAGAAGUACGACGUGUGGAGUCUGGGCGUCGUGCUCUACGUCAUGGUCACCGGCUGUAUGCCCUUCGACGACUCGGACAUCGCCGGCCUGCCCCGACGCCAGAAGCGCGGCGUUCUCUACCCCGACGGCCUCGAGCUGUCCGAGCGCUGCAAAGCACUGAUAGCCGAAUUGCUGCAGUUCAGUCCGUCGGCCAGGCCCUCCGCGGGCCAAGUAGCGCGCAAUGGCUGGCUGCGUGCGGGGGACUCCGGCUAGAAGCCGGGGUUCCCACCGUUCCCGCCGCGCCGAGCAUUGCGCAAGAGCAGGGCACGCGCAAGAAGCGCGCUUCCGUAGUUCCGCGAAGCCGCCGCGCACCGCUGUGCACGCGCCCUUCCCCCUUCCCUACUUCGACGCCGGGGGCCGCGGUCGCCCCUGUUUGGAAUUCAACUACUCCAACACGAUCCCAAGAGCAGGAGGGCGCAUGCGCUCCCUCGGUUCCCGGCGAGAAGGCCCCAGGAGGGGGCCAGAUGAGAGGAGACAGAAACAUUGCGCCGGUGCAGGGUGAGCGACCGCUACGCGGUGGGCGGUGGCUGCUUGGAGAAGCUGCUGGCUAGCGGACGCCCGCGGAGGACGUCCAUCCACAGCCAGCUUCGCGUACCGGUGAGGGAAGGCGCGCUCCAGGCGCUGCCCUCCUUGGAACUUGCAAUAAACUCGCUCUUUCUCGCACCUAGCUCUAGCAAUGGCCCCCUUUUAUGGAGCAGUGGGGAGGGGAUCACUCCCGGGGGAAAGGCAGGCACGGGCACCCCAUUUUAAAGAGACUUGUGGAGGUUCUUGCUCCAGGUCUGAAAAGGGAGUUAGGAGGAUUCGAACUUUCGGGCUUCCCAUCCUGGGCUGACUCGAAGGGGCCUUGGUGUCAUCCUCAGCAACGUAAUGGCCCUGGGAAAGGAGGUGCUGGGUUGGGGAGCAAGGACCCCAGCACCUUUCUGGUGUUUAAGGAUGGGACAGCAAGGGGCCGGGGGCGCCUGUCCAGACAGAAGGUGUUUACAAAAGAGGAAAUUGAGGCCCACACUUGCCCAAAAACAGCCCGGAUUGGCACCCCGAUAUGUCUGAAGUGGGGUGGGGAGGUGCUGGAAGCUCUCCUUGGCGAGGAAGGGGUUAGGCCCCUUCCUUGGUGAGGCAAAGGAAUCUGCCGGGUUCAUUCUUUUUUAGUUGUAGAACAGUUACUUUACAAUAUUAUGAUGAUUUUCAUGCCAUUCACCAACACGAAUCGACCAUAGGUGUACACGUCCCCUCCCUCCUGCACCCCCUGUCGCACUGGUGGUUUCACUCAUGCUGUUCAUUCAGGCAUUUUUUGAGCAGCUGCUGUGUGCAAAGGCACUGGGACACAGCCAAGUGGCUUGGAUCCAUCCGUGCUCCCAGCAAGGGAGCAAGUGGAAAGUAAAAGAAUGGCGUGAACAUAAAAUAAUUGUAAGUUGUGCUAAAUGCCAGGUGGGGGUGAGCAAGGAGGGACUGAAGGGAAGGAAUCAAACACUGGAAACAUCAGGAGUGUUCCCAAGAGAGGAUGGAGCUGGUGUGUUUGAGUAAUGCUAGGAACUGCUGUAGCUGGAAUGGAGGGAAAGGAGGCAGAGAGGUAAAAGGGGUGGGUCUGGUGUCUGGAGAGGGACCCCACAGGGUCUGGGGGAGGCUGGGGGUUGUUUUGCUUGUGAUGAGGUUACUGAGUUUAGUGACAGUGGCUGUUGUCAUUCGGGUGUACGAGAAACAGCUCCCUAGGUGCUUACCCUGUCUGCCUCCACCAGAGCCCAAGUCCCUGACAAGAGUGGUCAGUUUCUGGGUCUGACCAAAACCCACCCCUGCUCCCUCACCCUCAGUGGCUCUCAGGUGCCUUGGGGAUUAUGUGCCAGCUCUCCCUCCACUCCCUUCAAAUCGGGUGUGGUCCCAACCACCUCCUUUUACAGAGCAAGAAACAGGGUGAGAAGAGGGAAAUGUCUUGCUCACUCAGAAUGAAACCCACAUCCUUUGCCCUUGCCCCUGCGUUGCGUGGUCUCACCUCUGAGCAUUUGCACAGGCUGACACCACUCCCAGCGCUUUUCCCUUCUCCUCAUGCAAGACUUGGCCUGAAAAAGGUCACCUCUCAAGAGGCCCCAUUCUUUCCCUCCUCACCCCCCUCACCAGGUGUGAUCCCAAUGAUGGGGGUGUGGCACAUGCCCUUUUGUGCCCCCUCAUCACUGUGUGUAAGCAGUGGGCCUGGGGGUCCUUCCCCUCGUGGCCACACCCGUGACUCAAGUGAAAAGGGGAUAGGGUCUCAGGGACCAGGCUGGUGGCCCUGCCUCCAGGGAGGAGCCUGGGUGCCUGACCCAGCAGGCUCCCUUGCAGAGGGGCCUGUGGAACCCCAGACGUGGGCUUCUGCCAGUGUUGGGGGGCGUGGGUGC